Messenger RNA from Sebastes umbrosus (honeycomb rockfish), 546 nucleotides. It is a transcript of the gene meig1, whose product is annotated as meiosis/spermiogenesis associated 1. The transcript has 3 exons. Gene Ontology annotation, cellular component: nucleus. Lineage: Eukaryota; Metazoa; Chordata; Actinopteri; Perciformes; Sebastidae. The record is from RefSeq and is a predicted model, not a curated record. The coding region runs from base 147 to 422 and encodes 91 amino acids.
UUUGUUCUGGCGCCAUCUCCUGGAACCUUUUUAUCUUCGGUCCUCCAACACAGAAGAAGAGAGUUCACGGUAACCAGGCAACGCACCAACGCUAACAAACUGGCUGUCUGGAAAGAAACUCACUUUAUAAACGCAUCAUCACAACUAUGUCCUAUACUACUGAUAACAACUCCAAGCCCAAAUCCAUGAGAAGAGCCAAAGGAUGGACGGCAGAGGUGGAAAACCUAUUCAGGUUCCAGCAGGCUGGCUACAGAGACGAAAUGGAGUACAUACAAGUCAAACAAGGGGCCAUGAUUGACAAAUGGCCAGAGACUGGCUAUGUGAAGAAGCUCCAACGUCGAGACAACACAUUUUAUUACUACAGCAGGAAAAGGGAGUGUGAGGACUGUGAUCUCAACAAAGUCAAAGUUUAUGCGUAUUAAGUUGUUCUGGACUCCAUCCAUUUAUCAUUGUGAUAAUAUAACGGUAUAGCCUGUCAACACACAGUAGUGUCACUAUAAGGUGAUUUAUCUGUUUUGUUUUCAAUAAAGGGAUUUUUAAAUUGUA